This is a messenger RNA of Setaria italica (foxtail millet), 1278 nucleotides long. RefSeq lists its product as uncharacterized. The record is from RefSeq and is a predicted model, not a curated record. Gene Ontology annotation, molecular function: protein binding. NCBI's taxonomy places the organism in Eukaryota, Viridiplantae, Streptophyta, Magnoliopsida, Poales, Poaceae. The transcript is spliced from 8 exons. Bases 103 to 957 code for a protein of 284 amino acids.
CGCAGCCGCAGGUAGAGACGAAGACCGCGAGGGCGCCAACUGUAGCCCGCGGCUACGCCCCCGCACCGCUCUCCUCCCUCCCGGGACGGGCAACGCGCCGCCAUGCUCGCCGCGUCAGCGCGGCGGCUGUCCGCAGCCGCCUCGUCUUCCUCUUCUUCCACGCGCGUCAGCCAGCUCGCCGCCGCAUUGAACCCACAGAGGUGGAUGCACGACAGGAACAAGAAGGCGAUGGAGCUGAUAGCCAAGGGGUGGAGCGCGCUCCAGGAGGUCGACCGCGUCAUCGACUACGCCGACCACAACGACAAGCGCCUCAUCCCGCUUCUAAGGGGUGCUAAGGAGAACUUUGAGCUUGCUCUGGAGAUUGACAAUGAUAAUACCCAUGCGAGAUAUUGGCUGGGCAAGAUGCAUUUCAAGUAUCAUGUUCCUGGAGCUUGUAAGGCAGUUGGUGCUGCUUUGUUGGUUGAAGCUGCAAAUAUGGGUGAUCCAGACGCACAGUAUGAACUUGGAUGUCGAUUAAGAAUUGAGAAUGACCACGUUCAGUCCGAUCAACAGGCUUUCCAUUACAUCGAGCAAGCUGUUGACCAGCUGCACCCUGGCGCUUUGUAUCUUCUAGGCGCUGUAUAUCUAACUGGAGACUGUGUUAAGAGGGAUAUAGCUUCUGCGAUGUGGUGUUUCCAUAGAGCUUCAGAAAAGGGACAUGCUGGAGCUGCUAUUGCAUAUGGAUCCUUACUUCUUAAAGGUGCUGAAGUGCCUGAAGUGAUUACCAGGUUCAACUCAGGUAAGAGUCCAUCAACUGGGAAGAUGCGGAAAAGGACUGCACAGCAGGAUCCCAUAAAGCUAGCGAAGGAGCAGUUUCAAAUUGCAGCUGAGGCGGGAUGUGAUCUAGGCUUGCGGUGGUUGAAGAGGCUUGAAGAUUUUGAAAUCCAAGAAGAAAAGCUAAAGCAAAUCCAACAAUGACAUCCUCUGAAAGGAUCACAUUGCAUCGUUAGUUGAUGCCUACAUAUAUACCUUGAAGUUGAAUUUCCGCCUUUCACAAUGUAGAAAGCUAUUCGAUACUAGGAUGUUCAGGUCAACUGAAAUUGCAUGGAAGACGAACUGAAAUUUUGAUCUCUAGGCUAACUGGUUGAACUGUAGUGGCUUGAACAAAUCCCUGUUUGGCAUGUGUUAGCGUUGUCAUUACUGGUAGGCGGUAGCUAUCUAUGAUCGCCAGGAUUGUCAUUUGUACUAAUUUUUUCUCAUAAUAAUUCUUAGAGUUAUGCCCGGUGUAAUAAUUUCCUC